Molecule: messenger RNA, 4132 nt
Organism: Zophobas morio
Lineage: Eukaryota; Metazoa; Arthropoda; Insecta; Coleoptera; Tenebrionidae
Exons: 7
Coding region: 1225-3933 (902 amino acids)
Biological process (GO): regulation of DNA-templated transcription
Cellular component (GO): nucleus
Molecular function (GO): ATP binding
Source: RefSeq, a predicted model, not a curated record
AAGGUAAUAUUUGAAAACCAAGUUCACAUCUUAAAAAAUAACCCCCAAGCGAGUUUUAUUUGUAUAAUAUUACAAUAAUUAAAAAAAAAUGUCUCAAGUGUUUAAAGAUGAACAAUUACUUCGGUUUUUCCUAGUGACAGUUUUAAAAUUAAAAAAAAAUCCGUAAAAAUUACAAAAAUUUAAAAAAUGGACACACUCGAAAAAAAUGGAGAAUAUCUAAUUUUUUUUCAAUGGCAGGACACUAAAAUCCAAGUCGGGCUUUUUUUCUGAUACAGGGCCGUCACAAAUAACAAGGAAAAUUUUUGGUUAAUUUUUUCAAAUGAUUUUCUUCAGUUAUCAAUUUUCGAAAGCGUUUAGUUGUUAAAAGUGAACAUUUUUUGCAAAUUUUCUGAAUAACUGAAUUUAAAAAAAAUAAUUAAACAACUUAAAAAAUAUACCAGUGACAGUGGCGCAAUUAAAAUAAUAUUUGAUAAUAAUAAUAAAAUAAUAAUUAUAAGUUAAGCAUGUACUGAUAAUUUUUCCCAUUAAAUUAAUUACGUAAAUGAAACACGCUGAAGCUGAAGACAUAAUAAAUCCGUUUUUGUUUAUAUAUGCGAAGAAACAAAACUUCCAUCUUAACCUAGUUGUUUUUCUAAAUAAAUCAACAAAUAAAAAAAUCUCGAUAACCUUAGCCAUUCCGUCACUUCAUGUCGUAUUUGCAUACCAGAUAAGCGAAUUAUAUUUGUUCAAAGCGGCUGAAGAUCCUUAUUUUAGAGUAAACUUCCGCUCGCUAUCUCUCUCACGCUCGUUACAUUACCGGUAUGUUUGGUUUUAACUGGAUGCAGAAAUUAUAGAAUGCCUAUGACUCGAGUGGACAUCGACGAAACCAUAAUUCGCCGCUGGAAAGGCACUAAUUUAUCAAACCCGGUAAGGACGGAGAAGAACCAAUAAAGAACCGUAGAGAUUUACAAAAAUAACUUGUCUUAAUCGAAGAGGAGAACAUAGACGAUCUUCUCGCUUAAGUAUGUUUAGUUAAGUUUACGGAAAGCUAAGACUAGGAGAGGAUAAGGAUAGGACUACGCUACCUUUAACUUGUAAUAUUGUCACAAUCCAGCCCGAGGAAGGACUUUUGUGAUUAAUUUCUGUAGUGAGUCCAAAUUCUCGCUCGACUACACUUUCGAGAAAACGAAAGCUUGAUUUUUCUAUUUGAUUUGAUAGAUCGAGUGUCCUUUUUUUGUUAUCAAAAUGUCUUCUUGGACUCAUUCCUUCAUACAGUUUCAAUUUAGAACAGCAGCAGCACGUAAGGCUAAGUGGCAAACUGAGCCGUUUACCGAAAAAGUGCUCCGACAGUUACACGAGAUACCACAGGUGGUCAUUAACAGGGAAAGCGUGAUCCGCCACACCCGCGCUGACCACAACGUCCCCGACAUCUCGAACAUCGCGAGCUACGUCGAGUGCACCAGCGAAUCGACCCGGGAGUUGCACGCCAGCGCCUACGAGGAUGACAAUAUCGAGAAUGAAUUGACUAGAAUGUUCAGCAAUGAACACGACAAACCAAUAGACACCAAAGAACCCCAAGUGACCGCCCCUAUUUCGAAAAAACACAAAAGACGGGCAGCUCUUAAGAAACUCGUCGAGCUCUUCGGUUCGGCACUCGAUGACUUGGAGGAGCCCACGCCUCGAAAGAGGAUUCGAAAGCGACGGCGGCACACUCUACCGGUGUCCCUGCCCAUAAACCCCGAGAUUCUCACCCCUUUGAGGGUUAAAGAGAAGAGGAGGAGCGAACCCGACCCGGGUACUUGUAAGAAAGUGGUUAGGACGAACGUAGCUCGGACGGUCGAAGUGACUUACAGUCGUGUGACGCACCUGGUGCUCCCGCCGGUGUACCACGAGACGGCGCGAGUGACUUACAGUGACCACGAGAUGGAGACGGCGUUCGUGGUGGGUCAACCCCAGACGGGACACAGCGAAACCGCGAAAGCCACUCAGAAGAUGACGACGUUCAUCGAUUUGACGACGGAAGAGGAGAACACGGUGAUGGAGUUCAGCGGGAUCAAGGUGGCGGUGAAGGGCGAGUACUUCAAAGGCGAGAACAAAGCGCCGUCGAUGCCGUCGCUGUCUCCGAACAAACCGCCGGAUGCCACGAAAGGGGAGCAGGUGAUCCUCACGCAGAGGCCGCCGCCUCCUGGGAAGCAGCCGGAGCUGGAGAUAUUUCCCGUCGAGACCGGCGGGAGUGCGCCUAUUGUGUUCACUCAGAACAUUGUCGUGGCUAGAGCGACGAACGCGGGUGCGGGGCACCAGCAACCAACCGUCGGGAACAAAGCGGUUGCCCAGGUGGUUCCGUUGAAAGAGAAAAUCCACGGACAAAAGCGACCCAGCGUCGAGUCGUCUAAGACCAUGGAAGCCCCUUUGGUUCCGUCGCGUCGGAAAUGCAGUACGGACAAAACGGGGCUUCCAGACCACUUCAACGUACCUUUGAGCGGAAUCCAGCAACAGCCGACUCUUAACCAAGCUCCGGAUCUUCGGCAGGUGAACGCGUCGGUCCUGGACGAGUUAGUUCAGUGGGAAGCCGCCAAAAAACGCGCCUUAAUCCAAUCUCAAGCACCGACGGGGUACCCCGUCUGUCGACCUAACUUCCAAGUUCCUCCGCAGUGGCAGUGGUCCACCGUGAACAACCCACAAAUCGUGCAAAGACCUAACGCGGAACCCACGUACAGUCAGCUGCCGCCGCGUCUAGUGCGUCUGCUGAGUGUCCCUACCGACUUCACCCUCAUAUCUAACUCCAUGUGUGCGGAACGACUUUACCCUCACGUUAAUAAAUUCGUGCAGUGGCGAUGCAACGCCAGCCAGUUUCACGAAAAAAGCAGACUUUACGUAACCCCAGCCGAUUUCAAAGAACACAGCAACAAAUUCAUGGCGUACUUUAACAGUCUCCGGGUUGUCUUCAGCCGUAACAUGGUGAAGGAGUUAUCCGGAGUAGAAGUCCGCGACUUCAACAUCCACCAAAUCCUCACCUACCUCUCGGUCAAAAUCGUCGAAGGCAAUCGCACCGUCACCGUCUUUCGCAUCUGCAGCACCCUCUACUCGAUGCUCGGACCAGUGGAAGCCGAACUGAACACCCCUUUUUUACGCAAACUCUUCACCACCAUCAAGACUUCCGUCCAAAAGAUGGAAGAAAAAUCCAAGAAAGCGCUCUUCACGGCAGCGCAGCUGCAAGUUUUACAAACGCAAAUCCGUCAGUACAACCAUAUACAGAAUUGGCUUAGCGCGAAUAUCGGGUCCGUGCCGCUGCGCGUUCGGAUCCCGCCGCAGAAGAAGCAGCAGCCUCCUCAGCAGAACGCGCAGAGGUGGCAGAGGAGCGCUGUCACCGAGACCACGAGGAAUGUACCACUAGACACCAACGCCAGUACUGGUGAAAGUACGACAGCGCAGGCGCCGGAAAGCGUCACCGACAAGAAUGCGCCUGCGCAGAAUCGCGAAAGUGUGGCCGAACCUAACACGCAGACUCCUGUAGUACCUGAAAAUCCGCAAACCAAGAAAAACGUGCAAGAAUCUCAAGAGUGCAAUAAAGAGCAAACGGCAGUUCCGACGAACGAAGUUAAUAGUGUUAAGAAUGAAUCGAAGGACGGGAAAGAUGAGGAGGUUAUAGAUUUAACGUGGAUAGAAGAUGGAGACCAGGAGGAAAUCCUCGAGGAGAUAAUAGAGUGCAAAUACUUUCCGUUCAAGGCCGAAAACUACGAAGAGAGCGAAGUCGUUGCGCGAGAGGUGGUUUCGCCCACGGAUAGCGGUCUCGGGAGUCCGGUGGCUCAGAGUGAUAGCGAUGGAUUUAAGUGUCUCUGUGGCAACAAAGCAAUAUACGUGUGUGCUUGUAAUUCGUCGAUGUAUUGCAGCAGCGACUGUCAAGGCCGGGAUUGGGUCUAUCACCAGAAGUUGUGCCAUAAGAUGAAGUCUUGACAAGGAAUGAGGCAACGAAACGUCAUUCCAACUAAAGACUGAAAUACACACAGUAUUACUAAGGUUAUGUUUGCGUUAAUCGAAGUUACUUUUUGUUAUUAUUUUGCAAGAUUUUAGGUCUUGUUGAGUAUUUUUCUAUUUUUGUAUAUUCUACCAAAGCUUCAAAUUUAAAUUAUAAUAAAGAUUACUUUUUUUUUUA